This is a messenger RNA of Scleropages formosus (Asian bonytongue), 4095 nucleotides long. RefSeq names its product PHD finger protein 20-like. The transcript has 18 exons. Lineage: Eukaryota; Metazoa; Chordata; Actinopteri; Osteoglossiformes; Osteoglossidae. Gene Ontology annotation, cellular component: NSL complex; MLL1 complex; nucleus. Bases 186 to 3242 code for a protein of 1018 amino acids. Gene Ontology annotation, biological process: regulation of transcription by RNA polymerase II. The record is from RefSeq and is a predicted model, not a curated record.
GCAAACGAGCGCCGCACUGUGACACCGGCGGCGCGCUUCGCUCCGAGACAGGAGAAAAAUAAAGUGCGUGGUGCACGGCUGCGAGGGAGGAGGGUGCGCGCCACAUGAUGGGCCAGAUGGCUGCGUAACUGUAUACAUUACCAUCGAGAGAAGACUCAAGGAACCUGGUUUUCAACAAGUACACCAUGACCAGACCACCACCUAACAGAAGAGGUAUUACUUUUGAGGUUGGAGCACCGCUGGAGGCUCGCGACAGCCUGAAGAAUUGGUAUCCUGCCAGCAUUGAGAAAAUCGAUUAUGAAGAGGAACGGGUGCUGAUUCAUUACCGUCAGUGGAGUCACCGUUACGAUGAGUGGUUCGACUGGAGCAGCCCGUACCUGAGGCCGGUGGACCGCAUCCAGCUGCGGAGAGAAGGGCUCAAGGAGAACAGCUCCCGUUCAGUCUUCCAUGUGAAUGAGAAAGUCCUAGCCAGCUGGUCAGACUGUCGCUUCUAUCCAGCCAAGGUGCUGUCGGUCAACAAGGAUGCUUCCUACACUGUCAAGUUUUUUGAUGGAGUUGUCCAGACAGUCAAGGAAAUUCAUGUGAAGCCAUUUUUCAAAGAUAAAAAAGGAGGAAAAUCCAGAUCACAGGACAAAAAAGGAGACAAACAAGUAGUCAGAAAGCAGCUGAGUGAGAAAGACCGGAAGCCUCUGGGGAAUGUGGGAAGUGCACAGGAGAAUGGGCAUGUCAAAAACAGGAGAAUCAAAAGUACGGUGGACCAUGAUGAAGACAGUGGCAAGGAAGAUGAAGGGGAGGAGCAGGAAAAUGGAGAUGGCAGUGAGAAAAAGAGGCUGAUGUUAGGCUCUGAGGACAUGGCAGAAGUAGAGUGUGAAAAGCCAGCAAGGGAAGGAGAUCACAUGAGAGAGCUUUCCCAGAAGCCAGAGGUGAGAGAUGGCAAGAUCAACCAAGCAGCAAGUGGAGAGGUCAAUUGUAUGGUGGACUGCAAGUCUGAAAACGAGUCCUGGGACUGUACCACACCACAGGGUGUUAUGGAGAUACAAGCCAAGGAGAGCAUAUCUGAGCCCCCUGCUAUGCUGAAGGCAGUGCAAGAGAAGACCCCUACAGAGCACCACUCCCAGAGCUCCAGGAGACAAACGCGCUUCACAAGAGGAGGGGCAAAAAAACAGCGUGAAGUUCUUGAGCUGAGGAAGAGGAAAAUCUGCCUUGGACAGAGUAUACCUUCCAAGAGAAGCAAGAGGGACUUGAGCACAGGCUCUGCUGAGUCCAAGUCCAACGCAACCACUGACCCCUCUGACCAGAAGCUGUGUCAAUCUGAUAUGGUGACAUCUCAGCCGGCUGGGUCUGUGGGGGAAAGGGAGGCUCACGGCGUGUCAGACCAGCUGGAGGUACCUUAUCCAGCCAAAGGGAAUGGACAGGCCCCCCCUGUCCAAGCUCCUGUAGUGAGAGGUACCCAUCUUCCAAACCGCAAUAAGUACAGCAGAGAGCCCUUGUAUAGAGUAGUGAAAAACCAGCCUCCGCCAGUACUGUCCAUCAACCUGGACCACAACCCAUUCAAAUGCAAGGCCCCUGGCUGCCUGAAGUCCUUCCGCAAGGCCAAGCUUCUGCACUACCAUGUCAAGUACUACCACGGGGGGGACAAGGCAGCUGAGGGAGAGCUCAGCCCCACCAGGAGCAUCCAAACACGGGCGUCUGAGAGGCAGAUGAUGGCGCUGGAGAGUCCCAGGACAAGACGCAGCACGUCAGCCUCUUUCAACUCUUCCCUGCAGAACAGCCAUAGGAAUCUGCAACCCUCAAGAACUGCUAGACAGAAUGAGAGAAAGCGAACUCUGGCAUCCCCCAGUGCCAGUGGUGUGAGCCACCGGCGACCCUCGCUCCUCGGGAAGAGUGAUGAGGAUCAGGUGAAGUCCAGGAGUAGACCAACUGAGGGAGAGCAUGGUGUUGUCCACACAGAGAAAGACAGGGGAAGGCUGAAAGAAAGGAAACACAUUGGUUUUCUCCACAUCAAGCUCAAAAAGAAAAAGAGAAAGAAGUCCAAGUCAGAUGAGGACAGCGGGAGCAACUGGUCUGCGGACAGUCCGAUAUGGAGCGAAGAGGAACUGGAUAUCUCCACACCUUCACAAGUGCAGGAAGCAGACUUGUGCGCAAAAGACUCCGAGGUGGUCAGUUGCAUCUGUGAGGUUCAGGAAGAGAACAACUUCAUGAUUCAGUGCGAGGAGUGUCUGACUUGGCAGCACACCACAUGUAUGGGACUCACCGAGGACAAUGUUCCGGAAACAUAUUUCUGCCAUAUGUGCAGAGGUCGUCCAGGGAGGAGGCAGAGCUUGCACUACUGGUGUGAUUGGGAUUGGCUGAGCAAUGGCCACAUGUAUGGUCUGUCUUUCCUGGAGGAGAACUACUCUCAUCAGAAUGCCAAGAAGAUUGUUGCCACACACCAGCUGCUGGGAGAUGUGCAUCAUGUGCUCCAGGUCUUGAGCAGCUUGCGCCUCAAGAUAGAUAUCCUGCAGAGCCACUCGCACCAUGACCUGAAGCUGUGGUGCCAGCCAUGGAAGAGAGCAGACUGGCCCAGGAAGAAAGGGGGCACAGAGAAUGGGGUAGUGCCCUCCGUUACAAUUGACCUUGGGCUGGAGCAGGGGAGCGGUGCAGUUCGAGAGGCAUCAGCAGACAGAGAUGCAUUGAACCAUGGGCCUCCUGUCCAAGACUCGUACAUCAGCAGUGAACACUGCUACCAGAAGCCCCGCACAUAUUACCCUGCAGUGGAGCAGCGGCUUGUUGUAGAGACACGGCCCUCAGAACUGGAGGACAGCCUCCGCAGCACAGAGGACCUCCUGGCCCUGGAGCAUUGCUAUGGGGGACCACUGGACCCCGAGUGGGGGAAAAUCCAUCCUUCCCUGCAAUUUGACCAGGCUUCUCACACAAAGGCGGACUGCUGUAAGAAGCUGUGUUUGGAAAGUGGCUGCGAGGACAGGAUCGAGAAGAUGGAGGCUGGGGAGGCUGAUGGACACCUGCAGCAGCAGUGGCAGAUGAACCUGCUGGAGCACAUUGAGGCCCUGCAGGAGGAGGUCACGCACAGGAUGGACUUCAUCGAGAAGGAGCUGGAUGUGCUGGAGAGCUGGCUGGACUGCACGGGCGAGCUUGAGCCACCGGAGCCCCUGGCACGCCUGCCCCAGCUCAAACACCGUGUCAAGCAGCUCCUGGCAGAGCUAGCCAAGGUGCAGCAGAUCGCACUCUGCUGCUCCACGUGAGGGCGCCAGACGUGCCGGACUCCGAGACCUGACUUGUUGCACUUGUUAUGGAAAUUCCGCCUCUUGUAACCCGUAAUAAGGCCAAAAACACCAGAAGAGGAUGGUGAGAAGGGGCCUACACAGAUGUCGUCAGACUGACCCGGAGGUAUCUGCUGUACUCCAGUAAUACAAGUACAAUAUUGAAAAAUAAGCAGGUUUUAGCAUUUAGGUUUCUGGUAGUCAUUCCUCAAUAUUAAUAAUGCCAUUAAGGUUAUUGUUAUCUUUCUGAAAUUACAUUGAAGUCCAGGCCACAAAGUGUCCCCUUGUUCUAAGCAAGUCUUACUGUACAACAUAGACUUUCAAAAAUGCUUAUUUUUUUAUUCAUCUUGACAAAAUUAAGAAAGGUCAUGUUUUGUGCUUAAGAUGUUUUGAAAACAUUUUGUCUUCAUAAAUGAUUAUGAAUGAUUACCCAGGUUUUCAGGAAUUGCAUCAAAGAAAUGCACAGUGAUGAUUUUCAUUAAAUGCUUGUGGUAGUAUUUUUUUUUUUUCCUUUAAGAAUGCAAAACUGUAGUAUUUGUGAUUCAGAUAAAUGGAAAGGUUUAUAUGUAAUGCUAAAUAUUUUACCCUGUAUUCAUGCAGAUGUGUAUAUAAGAUGUUUUACCUUCUUUAUCUUUCUAAUGACAGUGGCAUUUUGGACUGUUACUGAGAGAUGUUUGUUGAAGACCAAGGAUUUUUAACAGCUUGUUGGUGUACAGUGUCUCUACUGCAGGUCAUGCAGUUUUGUUUUAUUACAUAUUUUUGUGCAAAUUUGUCUAGUGUACUUUGUAUAACUGUUUUCUUUUGAAAUAUAAAAGGUUGCAUUUAUUGCCCUGAA